GUGGUGGAGAUCCAAUCGCAGAUGUCAGAGCGGGCUGUGGAGCUGCUGGGACUGCCUGAGGACCGGCCGUGCCUUCUCCUGGAUGUGGGCUGUGGCUCUGGGCUGAGUGGGGAUUACAUCUCUGACGAGGGUCACUACUGGAUCGGUAUGGACAUCAGCCCUGCCAUGCUGGAUGUGGCUGUGGAGAGAGAGGUGGAAGGAGACCUUCUUCUUGCAGAUGUGGGUCAUGGCAUUCCCUUCAGGCCUGGCACGUUUGACGGCUGUAUCAGUAUUUCUGCAGUGCAGUGGCUUUGUAAUGCUGAUAAGAAAUCACACAGCCCUCCAAAACGCCUGUAUCGAUUCUUCUCAACUCUUUAUACUGCCUUGGCCCGAGGAUCCCGUGCUGUCCUGCAGCUGUACCCUGAGAACUCCGAACAGCUGGAGCUAAUUACAGCCCAAGCCAUGAGAGCUGGCUUUACUGGGGGAAUGGUGGUAGAUUACCCCAACAGCGCCAAAGCUAAGAAGUUCUUCCUUUGUCUCUUUGUUGGGGCAUCUGGCACAUUACCAAAGGGCCUUGGUACUGAGUGUACUGAUGGAGAAGAGAUGCACCAGGCAAAGUUCACCAAUGAGAGGACGCGGUUCAGAAAUGCCAAGGGCAAGUCUGUGAAGAAAAGCCGGGACUGGAUCCUUGAGAAAAAGGAGCGUAGACGACGACAGGGCAAGGAAGUGCGAGCAGACACAAAGUACACGGGUCGAAAGCGCCGCCCUCGCUUCUGA
Molecule: messenger RNA, 756 nt
Organism: Charadrius vociferus (killdeer)
Lineage: Eukaryota; Metazoa; Chordata; Aves; Charadriiformes; Charadriidae
Gene: BUD23
Product: Williams Beuren syndrome chromosome region 22
Exons: 10
Coding region: 22-756 (244 amino acids)
Biological process (GO): rRNA (guanine-N7)-methylation
Cellular component (GO): nucleolus
Molecular function (GO): rRNA (guanine) methyltransferase activity
Source: RefSeq, a predicted model, not a curated record